This is a messenger RNA of Paraglomus brasilianum, 448 nucleotides long. Lineage: Eukaryota; Fungi; Glomeromycota; Glomeromycetes; Paraglomerales; Paraglomeraceae. The record is from the annotation of a GenBank genome assembly.
ACAAUCACCUUCAGAAUAUACAUUUCAGGCAGAAUUGUAUGCUUGUAUGCGGAGCUUGAUUCCUCAUGAAACGGUUGAAGAGAAACAACAUUACAACAUUUAUUUCGAAGCAAAAAAGGCCAAACAAUUAGAUUUGAUGGUCAGCGACCAUUAUAAGUUUGGAUAUGAAACAAAAGUCAACAAAUUAUACUCCGGACAUAUACUCGAAGCCGUGCAGCAGGCAGAGGUUUACUGUGUAAAUAUGGAAAUCAAUGACAUGUGGAUGAUCAACUUUGUCCCUAAUGGUCACAAAAUGGACGAAUCGUUGAAAGUCAAAUAUCCCUUGCAAAGUUAUCCCAAUGUGAAUGUUGCUCACAUUUUUCACAAUUCAUUAUGCAAUGAAUUUACCAUCAACUAUCUUGACAUAGACAGUGGAAACGAAAAGCAAACGGUCAUUAAGUCUGCUUAA